Drosophila novamexicana is the source of this 1505-nucleotide messenger RNA. RefSeq names its product cell wall protein DAN4. The record is from RefSeq and is a predicted model, not a curated record. The transcript has 3 exons. Lineage: Eukaryota; Metazoa; Arthropoda; Insecta; Diptera; Drosophilidae. The coding region runs from base 254 to 1480 and encodes 408 amino acids.
UGUGUGAGUGUGCGUGUGUGUGUUGGGCUGAUUAUUAUCUGGCAGACAUGAUAAGUAAAUAGUGAAGCUCACGUACAGGCCACACGUUUCCGUGCGAAGUGUGUGUUCGCAUCAAUAUAAAAAUGCAUCUGAUGAGCACUUGGCAAAUCAGUUCAAUUAACCAAAUUUAUAGAGCAACAGCAGCAGCAAUAUCAACAUCAGCAGCGGCGACAACAUCAGUAAACUUCCUGAGGCUAAUUAAGGAACGACUAGGAUGACAACAGCAGCAACAACAACAGCAAAUCGCACGAUGCUGCUGCCAAUUUUGACAUCACGUCGACAUUUAAUUGCGCUCGUUGUGGUAACAACAUUAGCCUGCUGCCAAAUGUGCGCGGCACAGAACUCCACGUUCGUAGCAACAAUUGUCAGCUCGAACAACACGUUGCAGUCGGCAAAUGAGACGCGGCUCAAUGAAACGAUUACAAUCAAUAUAAGCGAAAUAAUUGCUGCUGCUGCUGCUGUUGAGACGACAACAGCAGCAUCAACGACAACAGAAGCAACAUCAACAACUGUAAGCAGCACACCAGCAACAUCAACAACUGUGGCAGCAACAACAUCAAGCAGCACAGCAGCAACAUCAACAACGGUGGCCGCAACAACUGUGGCAGCAACAACUGUGGCAGCAACAACACCAAGCAGCACACCAGCAACAUCAACACCGGUGGCAGCAACAAUAUCAAGCAGCACAAUACCAGUAGUUAGCACAACAGCAGCAACAGUCCCAACAUCAACAGCAGCAAUAGCUACAACAGCUGCAGCAGUCUCAAUAAGUAGCACGACAUUAGCAACAACAACAGCAUCGCCAGUUUUAAGCAGCUCAACUGCAGCAGUAACAUUGACAUCAACAACAACAACGACAACAGCCUCAACAAGCUCCACAGUGCCAACAACAGUGACAGCUACAUCGACAACAACCGCAGCAAGCACAACAUCUACGCCCACAACAACAGCAUUGGCGACAUCAACAUCUACAACAACAGCAGCACCUCUUAUAACCACAGUCGUUGACAGCAGCAGCAUCUUGGCAAUCACAACGACAACGCCAGCAACAGUUGUUAAUAGUACGAUAGCAACAACACCAGCAACAACAGCAACAACAACUACUGAAGUGUUAGCAACAACAAGCUUAGAGCCCUUCCCAAUGGCACCCUAUCCCACAGUUUUUGGUCAGCUGGCAGCCAUGAACAUAAUCAGGAAGCUGCCCAAUCAGAAGAACGGUCGAAAGGGACGCAAGGGGCGCAAGGGUCGCAGGCGUAGACGCACCACAACAACAACAACAACAACAACGACGACAACACCAACUCCACGAACAACAACGCUAGGCGACAAUAAUAUCGACGAUGAUGAUGCCAGCCUAUUGGAAGAUGCGGAUCUGCUCGAGCCGCUGCCAGAUUUGCCCCUGCAAUUGGGCAACAUCGACAACCAGCGCAUUGAUCAGUAGUUGUGCAAGCCGCAGCACUCAGUGA